Xyrichtys novacula (pearly razorfish) is the source of this 12919-nucleotide messenger RNA. Lineage: Eukaryota; Metazoa; Chordata; Actinopteri; Labriformes; Labridae. The record is from the annotation of a GenBank genome assembly.
GUUUUUCUCAAAAUCAACUAUUUUCGGUGAUUGAUUCACGCUCACCUGGAGUGACGUAGGCAGUGCGGCUUAAUGGGCGCCUGGAAAAGGAGGAGGAAGUGUGAGUAAAGAGAAAUAAGUCACAUCGUGAAGCAGAGGACUUGUGCCGUUUAAAUUCUCCUGCCUUACACGGGACUAGAGCUUUCCAAGAACAAGCGGACUGAUCAGAGCCAUCGUUUAUAGGACGGCUGGUGUUCCUCUCAACACAGGUAAGAGAGCUGUUUAAGGGCUCCCAGUCUCCGUGUUUGCUGGACUUUGUGACUACCCGCUGCUAUGAGCCAUGAGAAUGUGAGGCAGACAUUUUUCCACCCACCCUAAUCCGUCUUCAGCCAGUUCUUGGGAAUUCAGACUGCUUCUGAACUUCUUCAGCGCACAAGUGUAUUUUUUGUUUUUUGUUUUUUUGUGUGUUAAUGUGUGAGUAUGUGUAGGUUAUGUUUUCAAGAAUGCAGUUAAACUCACUAUCUAACGCUUUGUGGGUAUAAUUUAAAACUUUAUAAGAUUAUUCGAGUGUCACCACGACAUUAUAACCUUUGCACAUUGCACGACAGGAGUAUAGCCUCACAGGUACACUAAGAGAAUAAUCGAUGUGUUGUUGUUUUUUUGUUAGUUUUUUUUUUUUCUUUUUUGGUGCACAGAUUUUCUGAAGCAGAAGUCUGCUUGUUUGUUUGACAACAAGUGCAGUGUGGGAGUGAGCAGUGAGUCACGGGCUGUGUCCCUCAAUAUGAGCCCUGACAUAACUGACUGCAGGUCCACUGACUGUGUCUGUGUGUGCGGAAUAGGUCUCGGGUGAGGAUUGUGUCCCUCUGUGGGUCACUGGUGGUAGCCCCUUAAAGGUCGUCCUUAGAAAUACUUUUCAUAUGAAUAAUGUGAAAUGAUCCCAUUAGUGCCCCUGCUUUUCCUCAUGUGAACCUUUAAGGGGACAAAUUGUACUGCCUACACUUCAAACUUUUGUCUGUUUCUGCAUAUUAACACAAUUUUCCCUUUCUUCAGAUUCUUCCAAUGCUGUAGUUCCUGCAGUGCUCAAGAGACUUGGGCACAGUGAAUGGUGGAGGUUGUCAUGUCCAACAGCCAGGCAGAUAGCUGCAUGGGGGACCAGGCCCCUCCAAUUCUGGAGAGCUAUUUCUCCACAGAACUCCAUAUAUCUGAACCAGGUGACGAGUGCUGCCAGUCACAAAGCUCUCUGCCACCCCAAUCUGAAGACUCCACUCCGCAGGAAGAUGCGAUAGACGGGGUAAUAGUGCCUCAGCAGGUAGUUCUAUGCACUGAGAGUCCUGCAGCUUUGAAAGCCGGCACUCGUCAACUCAUUCCCAGAAAUUUAGCUGCUGGUGGUAGGCCUAAAAAUCGCCACCACACCACUGUGGUGACAUUCCCAGUUGGACUGGAGAACUCCAGCAGUAGCAACAGGAGUCGUCAUUCAGCCCAGGGUCCAGACGUGUCCUGGGAAGACUAUGACAGUGAUUGUGAUGGCUUUGCUUUGAGAAGGAACCGCAGAAACAAAUCCUACAGAGCAGCUGUGACCAGCCUGGACAUUGAGGCCAUAGCUGCAGGACAAGGGGCCACAUCCCAACUGAAGCCUGUGAGGGAGGAUAGGGCACCAAGUCCUGGCCCAGCUCGCAGUCUUGGAACCAAGGUAGUGUGUUGCGGUUUUGAUUAACAUACGCUGUCAAUAGACAAUAUCAGUCAUUUCUUGAUAAUUCAUCCACUGCGCAUUUAAAAGCCAAACCUGCUCAAAUCUAGUAUUAAAUUGUGGUGCCAGUUCUGUUCUUCAGAAACAAACUUGGCACUGCAGUUUUAUUUUCUAAGGUUGCAUCAAGCAUAGUCAGUUACAUUAGCAGUGAUUCUUCUUGAUGAUAGUGUGUUUCCAUAACUGUCUGCUGUCCUCCAGACCAUUACUAGGCUGGGGAAGUCCUCGUAGGGGUUUACCCGACUAUAUAUGAAAAGAGAUAAAAAUAAUCAAAGGGAAGUACUACAGAGGGAAUGAGAAAUCCAACAGAAGAUUUACUAAACACUGUUUAUUAACUCGGGGAUCAGGUUUUCUCCAGUUUAUUUAUUUAUUUAUUUUUUUACGUCAUUGCUGUCCUCUCUCUAGCGAACCUUUGGGAGAAGAAAGAGGAACCAGAACAAGCGUGGGUCCUUCAAAGAUGGUAGGUCAAGUAAUAUGUCAAUCAGUCCACUUAUGAUUUGAAGGUAGUGAUGAGUUGUCAGUUUUCACAAUAAAAAUGUUGAAACAAGCAUGACAUGCUGUGUGUAAAACGACACAAAAUCAGCUUGUUCGAGUUUAUUGAAGACAGCUUAAAGCAGCAGGAGAGGAACCAACAGAAAAUAGUUGAGGGUGAAGUAUCAAAUGAUGAGAUUUGAUGUCCUUCUAUUGAGACCCUGUCACUUAUUCCCUUUGGUAUUGCAAUAAUGUUUUUGAGUACAUUUUUAAGUAUAACUUUGAAUUGACCUUGUUAAGGGGCCUCGAGUUGGCUGGAUAGUCAGCAUUGUGACUUUACAGAAAGAUGGUUCCUGAUUCAAAUCUCAGCUGAGGCAUUUCUGUGUAGAUUUUUUAUAUUAUCCCUGAGCAUGGGUAGGCUCCCUGUAUAUACUCCAGAUCUUUCCCAAUGUCCAGAGCUCAUUAGAUAAAGUGGUGACUUUAAAUUGCCUGUAGGUGUAAGAAUGAGCAUGUCUGGUUGUUUCUUUCUGUGUGUCAGCUCUUUGAUAGACUGGGGACUUGCCCAGGGUGUACCCUGCCUUUCACUUAGUGGCAGUUGGGAUUAGCUUUAGUAUCUCUAAACCCUGGAUAGAAAGAGCUGUAUGAAUAAUAAACAAUUGAUUUGAUGUUUUUGUUUAUUUGAGUUACCUGUAUGUUCUACACUGAAAAUCAAACCUGUGACCUUUCCCUUUUUAAAAGGAUCUGUACUCGUCCAGCAAUGAUACACUCCAAGCAGUAAUCUGAAUUUAAAACAUUCAGUUUCCAAGCAGAUUCAUUCUCACCUCCUACGCUCUUAUUGUUGUCUGAGUGCCACAUGUGACGAUGUCCACAGAGUCCAUCUGUGCCUCAGUGUUUCAUAUAUAACGCUCAACAGAAUACCUACAGUUACCCUUUUCAAAACAUCUGGUUGAAGAGGGAUUGAUGAAGAAUUUUCUUUUGCAUAAGCAUACUGUAGAAGAAGUGUUUAGGUCAAGAAGCAGGUAUUUAAACCUUUUUAACAAUGCCUUUUUUAAGGAUAGUUUUCAGAUGUUGUUCUCCACAAAAAUGAAGCACGUGUGUAAUUCAAAGUCUAACCAUAGACCUUGAGCUGAAACACAGCUGAUGUUAAUGUGAUUCUCAGCUACACCGCGCCUCUACCAGGAGAUCAGAGAAAGAGGGCUCCACUCCACCAACCAGGAUGAGCUGCUGGAUGACUUUGUGAUUGUAGAGCCUCCCAUAGAGGACCAGGGCAUUGUGGUCAAGAGCUACAGGCCUGCACAACUCACCUGGAGCCAGCUGCCACAGGUAAAUCCACAACUGCAGUGACAUACAAAUGCAGUCAUGAAGAGAAACAAAGAUGCAGUAAGAGCAAAACCUCUGAGUUUUGUGAACAAUUUUUAUUCAUGUUUAUUAAUUGUCUAGAUAUUUGCUUGUAUCGUUCUUGUUCUCUCCAAUCUAACUAUUUGAAUUCAUUUUGGAUUGUAAUCUGUUGUAAUGACAGUAAAUUUUUGCAGCGAUAUAAAUCUUCAAUUAUUGUUAAGCUUUAGUCCAGUAGGCAGUCUUUUUUCCAACUACUGCAUUAAUUGACACACACUAUGACCCAAUGUCAUGACCUUGUGAAUGUAUUCGCCAAGGUUGCCCAACCGGUUGGGGAUGUUGGGUGUUCAUCUUUAUCAUUUUCGAAACAAGCUAUAUCUCAAAUAUGCAGAAGAAAUGCAGAUAGUGGCUUGACUGUCUUUAUUAUAUCUCCUUUAAAGGUGAAGGAAACAGGUAUCCUGACAAUGAUCUCAGCUCAGGAGCGAAAGAGACAAGAGGUAAGUCUGUGUGUGAGUGUGUUUACAUCACAUGUGCUGUACCCACUAAAAUGUCUUCAAAGGGAUUUUCACGAACUUAAAUUUGCCAAAGAAAGUUGAAUAGCUAGUGCUUAUUGUGAUGGAAUAUUUUUAGUUCAAACUGAGCAUAAUAAAAAUCUCAGGACUUCCACUCUCACUCACCAUUUUCAUCAGUGUUACAGAUGGCAAAACAGUACGGUUUCAAUCCACAGUAGAAUUUUGGUCUGUGGUUAAAAGACAUCUUUCCUUAGUGUCUGUAAAUAUGUUUUUUGUUAUUUUUGUGUUCCAGCCACUGAGGUAGAGAGAAAAGUAUGUUCAAAAUCAGAGCAGCAGAGGCCAAUGUAGUUGGACGUUUAUCUGCAUUCGGUCAAGCCCAAAAGCAGGAGGUCCUGUAUUUUCCUCUAUAGAUCUCAAAGGUGAUUUUUGUUAGACCUCUUCUGCCUCCUUAUUGCCCUCUCCCCUCAAAUCCUACUUGCCCAGUGUGUAAUGCUGGGUUUCAGUAAUGUAAGAGAAGACAUAGAUAACAUGGAUGACAUAAUCUGGGAAAUAAAGCAUUAUUCUAAUAAAUUUCUCAGCUUUAUUAUGCCUGCUGCUGACACUUUUGAACAAGCUUAAAUUCAUUUUAGAGACUGGAUGAAAAGCUUUGUAAGGAAUUAAGAGUUUCACUGCGUUGAUACAGUACCUCCAGGUAAUGUGUGUGUGGGAAAAAUUGAACACCACAGCUUUAUGCUAUCUUUUGUCUAACACUAUCUGAGGGUGUAUUUCCUCUUUUGCAACACCCCUUCUUAACAGCAGAUGUUAUGUCAAUACCAAGUCCACCCUGUGUGCACAACGGUUCAUGAGUAAAGCCACACCCUGUCAGUGUGAUCACAUUCAGUUCGUGUCCCUAGCAGGGUUUGUUUUGCUCUUUUGGACUUCAGGUUUAGCUUUAGUGUUUGAAUAGUGGUCCCUAGAUAUUUAGCCAUUUUUAGCAACCGAAUGGCAGCUAUUUAAGGUUGAGAAACCAUUUUUCUGGUUGAUUUUUUUUAUUUUAUAUCCCAAAAGUAAUACUCAUGUGGUGUGCAUACAGUGUUACACCAGAAGGGUUCGGCCCCAGGCAACAGGCAAGACUAUGGAGCAGGCAAACUCUCCUCGACUAUUUUAAAACAACAUGGUAGUGUCAUUUGGUUCUGUCUGCUGUGUCACAGGCAUCUGAUCACCUGCCUAAGAUUCUGACCAUAAAUAGCACUCUACACAGCUACAGCUCCCCCCUUCAAAAUAUGUACUCUGCUCUUCAUCAUAAUCUUCCUCUAACACUUCUAUAAAGAGGAUUCUGAUGACUUAUUGCAUUUCCGAGUCCUACAUGAUUUCUUUGAUAGCUGCUACAACUAUUACCCUCUAGUAUAAUGGAAUGACUAAAGAAGUCUAUCACAUGACCAAAUGAGAUCAGGAUUUUGUUUCACUGAGAAUGAAAUCCUAGAUUUUAAAAAGUCUUCAGCACCCAGCAUGUGCAAGUAUUCAUAGAAAGGGAAGAGAUAUUUAAGAGCAGCAUCAAUAUACCAGGAUGCAUUUUGGCCACUAUAACCAUUUUACUUUGUUUCAGGGAUUUUCACUCGUGCUUUAUUUGAAGAAAUAAAUUAUUAACUGUUCUCUAUCUUUGCAUUAAACAGUCAAAUUCAGACGACGGAGGCAAAUCAAUCAGUUUUCCUUACAGAAGUAGAUCAAAGAUUUUCAUUAUACUAUGACCCACGUGUUAGAUGUGUAGCACAACAACUUCACAGCAUGAUUUUUACCUUUUAUUCCAAGUUUUCAAGCUGUAAAUAAUGUACUUCGCAAAAUAUAAAUUUGCGUUUCACAUGGGCACUAAUUGACACAUUGUGAUUAUACAGGCCAUAUUUGAGAUCAUCACAUCGGAGCACUCAUACUUGCACAGUCUGGGUAUCCUGGUGCGUCACUUCAAGAGUAGUGAAGCCUUAAAGAGGACCAUGACGGCCACAGAACACCAUCACCUCUUCUCCAACAUCUCUGUCAUCCACAAAAUCAGCCAAGGGUAGGCACAUCUGAAACCUGCUGGCAGUCUGGCUUGUUUAUGUGCUGUAUGUGUGUGUGUGGGGUAGAUGAAAAGCUAGUUAUGGGGGAGGUUCACUACCUCAGUAAAACAAUGGAUGAUGUUAUCACUGUGUGAAGCAGUUCAAUGGACCUGUCCUCGGUAGACAGUAUUGACUUGAACUUAAACUGUGUGAUAUUGUUCAGUGUGAAACAAUUCUCUCACCAAGAAAAGAUUUGCAGGGUAAAUUUUAGAAAAUCAGGUCAACUAUUUGCCCUUAGAAUGUCUAAAGUCUCCUGUAGGCUAUAUCGACAUGUCAAAACACGCUAGUCAAACAGGUUCUCCUGCUCUGAGUGGUAUUCCAAGGCUUUAAGAGGAUAAUGUGUUUGAAAGCAGCCUGUGUUAUCCUGUAUAUUUCUUAUUCUUAUUCUCUUUAAAUGAGAAUAGAUUCUGUUUCACCUGCAAAGAAAUAACCGUUCUUCUUUACCUUUUUUCCCAUCCAUUUCAAAAAAACAAAACAAAAAAAAAACAGGACCUGUGAAACAAGAAUGCAAAAAGUGUCUCACAAGCUGAAAGGCUCGUGUGACUUACAGUAUGUGUAUUUGAAUGAGAGCUCUGCAAUGGCUUCCUGGGCUGGGCUGUUUUUAAGGUGUCAUUUUACUCUUUUCAUGUGAAAAAGGCUCUUAGCAUGGGUGGGGCUGAAAGUCAUUCAUGAAAGGUUUAACAAAGCUAAGGUAGAAAGGGUUACCUACUUUUUGCAGUUAAAAUAUGAUUUACAUAUUUAGAUAAUCACACACUCAUAUCCUAAAAUGUAUAAACUUGAAAAAAGUAUCCAGCAUAUAAUAAUAACUUUAUUAUUCAUAUAUAUAUAUAUAUAUAUAUAUAUAUAUAUAUAUAUAUAUAUAUAUAUAUAUAUAUAUAUUAUUUUUUUUUUUUUUUUUUUUUUUACCUUGACUAUAUAUAGUCAAAGUGGAAAGUAACUGAUUAUAUUGACUGGCAUUUGAGCAAGUACAAAAAAGGAUCGCACAUACCUGUGCUAAAAUCACAAAAAAUCUGACUUUUCAAUCCCUUUUUACAUACCACCCUCUGGGUCAAAUAGCACUUAGUACGCAGCAAAUGUAAUACUUUUAAUUUUACUGAAGCAGAUUUACAGAUUGGUACUAUUUUGUCUACUCAAGUCAAGUGGAUUUUUAUCAAAGAAACUUUAUUUUAACCUGAGUAGAAAACUUAAAUGUAUCCCAAUCAGUUAUUCAGUCAGUGGGAGCAAAGUCCUAUUUUAACCUCCUCCUCUCUCUCCUAUUCAGGUUUUUCGAGGACCUUGAAAGGCGUCACUAUGACAACCCAGUAAUCCGGGACAUUAGUGAUAUUGUUCAGAACCAUGCUACCAAUCACUUUGAGCCCUACAUUGUGUACUGCUCAAAUGAGACAUUUCAGCAGAGGACGCUGCAGAAGCUGCUGUGAGUGGCAAUGUAAAUUUUAAGACACUGUAGCUAUUUGUAAUAUGCUAAACUUCUGUCCUUAUUUCUGUCUUAGGACCAGUAACACAGCAUUUAAAGAAACGCUUAAGCAAAUUGAAGGGAGCAAUGAAUGUGGAGGCCUGCCCAUGAUCUCUUUCCUCAUCCUUCCGAUGCAGCGAGUCACCAGACUACCUCUACUGCUGGAUGUCAGUUUAAUCUUUGUUUUCAUUUAUAAGCCACUGUCAGGAUUUGGCAGCACCUUCACAGUAUUGUUUUAUCAUUCAUUACUUGUUUUUUUCAUCAGCAAAAGAUUUGAAGUUGUGUCAUGUUAUCAGACUCGUUGUCACUUUCUAAAAUGCUCUAUAAAAAGGCUGUUUUGGGCUUGAGACAUCCGGGGACAGAAAAACAGAGAGAGCUGAGGAUGUUUUUAAGUGUCAGUGUGAAAAUUAUUAGUGUUGGACCCAUAGUAGAACCCUGACGACCACCGUAGUCUGAAUUAUGGCUAUUCAUACAUGACUCUCCAAGAUGGAUAUGUCUGCAUUCAUGCACACUUGUUUUGUCUUUUGGAAAUAAUUCUGAUACCUUUUUAAUUUUCAUUGCACAGACGAUUUGCCAGAAAACUCCAGACAAGACAGCAGAGUAUUUUGCUGCUGUUUGGGCACUGCACGCCAUGAGUAAGGUACAGGUGCUCAGAAAAACCCAGCUAAAGGCCUGACAGCCAUUCUUAAGCCCCACAUAAAAAGUGGACUGUGGAUAGAGAAAAUGUAUCUUCAAGGGUUCAGCAGUCAUUGUGUCCUAAAUGUGACUAUUACUUUCACAGUUGGUUGCUAGCUGCAAUGAUGGGGCUAGACGGAUGGAGAGGACAGAGCAGAUGUACACUAUCCAGAAACAGAUGGAUUUUGGAAAAAUCAAGGUAAGAGCCUACCAAAUGUUCCUUACAAACACGCUAGAGGAAGGAAAUACACAUGGAGUUCACAGGUGUGAUUUUUAUGAUUUUCUGAUACAAAUUUUAGUCUGAUAACUUGUGUGCUUGAAGCCAUUUCCCCUGGUGUCAUCAUCACGGUGGCUGAAGAAGAGCGGUGAACUGGCUGUCAGCAGUGAAGAGCUUAGCAUCUGGAGGGCUUUUAGCACCAGGAGCUACUACCUGUUUCUUUUUAACGAUGUACUGAUUGUCACCAAAAAGAAAAGGUCAGUGGGAUUGAAAUACACUUAAUUUAUUCUGAUUAUUAUUUAGACGAAGUUUAAAAUAACACUGCAGAAAAAUGUCAGACUGUAUUGUGAAUUCUAAAAACCUAAAGCAUCUUCUUGUCAACUCUCACAAAAGAUUGCUCAAGUAGCAAAAGUUUGGUACUUGCUGUAAUUGGAGGUUGCUCAAAAUGACAAACUUGUGAAUCACAACCAGUAAAGCAAGUUAUUAAAAACAGUUCCCAAAGACUCCCGUAAACUUUGAGUAAGUCCAGCUGAAUGAAGGGGAACACGGAAAACAGAGAGGGAAAUGCAGAGGAAGGGGACAGAAGAAAGAGAGUGUGAAUGUUUUGCAGGCAUACUUGAGAUUCUUCAAUCUAGCAUUCAGCAUGUCAGCUCUAAAGACUUCAGCUUUCUGUUUUGAGUUAGGGAGGAAACAAACAAUGUCAGCUCAGAUAGAGGAGUGGCCCACAACACUGGAGUCAUUUUUUUUUACUUUGUCAAGCUCACACUACCCUCCAGUCUUAAGAUUAUAACUGGGAGGAAAUAAAAUUAGCAGUUAGUCAAGGAAUGUAUUUUGAACAAGCGUGCUUGUUCAUUGAACAUUCAUACACAGUGAAAAUGUCAGGAUUUAGCAGAAUUGAAAUGUGAAGAAAUGGGGAUUAAACCAUGUUGCUCUCUGGCUUUGGCUCACUAGGAACAUCUUAUCUGAUUUAUGUGUCUGCAAAAUAUCAUGAGAAACCAGAUAAACCCAACAAACAAGUGUGUUUUUUUUGUCUAGUGAAGAGAGCUAUGUGGUCAUGGACUAUGCCACCCCAGAGAAUGUGGAGGUGGAGGUUGGUGAGGAUGCAGAGGGACGGAUGUCUCCUCCCUCCAGGAACAGCCACUAUCUUUCCUUCAGACUGCUGAUGAGCAAGAAUAGUGAAGGGAGAGCAGAGCAAAUCUCUCUGUUGGCUGAGUCCAGGUACCGCAACUUUCAAUUCCAUCAAGCCAGUCAUAUUGAGAUCAGAAAUCUUGCAAGGGCCUAUAUCUGUUACUUUUUUUCUUAUGUUUGGCUCCCUCUACUGGCAGAAAGGAUAUAAACAAGCUAAAAUAUUGUAUUCAAAAAUCUUUUGUCUUAUUAUAAACACAGUAGUGCCAAAAAGAGUUGGAUUUAUAAAUAACAGUACUGUCUUGUCACUGUUGUUAAGAGUGGACCGGGCACGUUGGAUAGUUGCUCUUACUGAGCGAAGGGAUAUGGGCAUAUCCACUCCUACUGCUGGUAAGUCAUCAUGACCAAUUUGGCAGUCCUUCAAUUACAUUUGAGUAACCACAUAUACAAAAUGAUUUUAUUCAAAUUAUAAACAUACAAUGCAUGUGAACAGUUACUGAUCCAUAGCAGAGUAUUGCAACACAAGGUGGUUCCUAGUUUAGGUUGUACAGGUUCUCCUUAUGCACUGCUAAUCCAUACUUGGGUAAGACAGAAUACCAGGGCAGAGGUCUGUAUUUUGGUUAUCACUCAUGACCACACUUACUUGAUAAAAAUACAGUCAUCGUAGUCCCUUGUGGUAUUUUGUUAACACCGCAAUCAAAAUGAUAAAAAACUGGCAGCACUACCUUUGUGUUUUUGUGUGUUUUGAGAAUUAGUGUAUCUCUUUUUAAGUCAAGAAAAGGUGUAUAGGAUACAUUUUACUGCAGCGAGCAUAAUUCUGAAAUCUUCACUGCAGAGCAGUAUUGUGAACCAUUAAAAGUUACAAAAUGAAAAAUUAACUAUUGUUAAACAGUACUCUAAUGAGUCUUUUAUGAUGGCACUGUGUUUCAGGUCAGCCGCAAUAUGAAGCCACAAAAGCCUACAUGCCUAAGGAGCCUGAUGAACUGGGGCUGCAACAGGCUGAACUUGUUAUUGUCCUGCAAAAGGAAGAAGGUGAUGCCGUGUGUUGACUGUAGCUCCAUCUCCAUUGACAAUUCAUCAAAAACAGCUAAACAACUUAUGUCAUUUCACACUAACAUAAAAACAUGCGAGUGCACUUACAAGAUUAUCUGAACUCUGCUUUGCUGCAGCCUGGUGUUAUGGGGAGAGAAUGCGAGAUGGAGAGAGAGGCUGGUUCCCUGCAAGCUGUGCAACAGAGAUCACCAACCCGACUGCCAUGGAGGACAAUGUGCAACGCAUGAAGCGUCUGCGCAAAGAAACUAAUGUGUGAGAAACCCAUCGGCUUUAUCCUGAUGAAAUCGUCUUUAGGAUUGAUGUGAUGUUUAGUUUUGGUUGAAACUGCACUGCUGGUGACCCAUACUCGAAACAUGCCAAUUAUUUACUUUAACAGUAAAUUUUACACUAAGACUUGCCAAUCUCUAAUUGACACAGGUGUAGCCCAAAGUUUAAUUUUAGUUUCAACAUAUUAAAUUGCAAUGUUAAAUUCUGUACAUGCAUCAACAAUCAGAAUUUGUAUGCAAUAUUUAAGUGUAUUACAUACACUUGCUUUCAUGUCACCUAGUCUCAGGAUUAAGAACUUGAUCAUAAAGGCUAUCACAUCUCUCAAUGCAUCACAAUAUGGUUGUAUGAUGCUGUGUAGAACUUCAUGUAGGUGAAAAGUGACAGCUGUGGAAUUGUCAAUAUGAUGAAAUGUUUUCCUUUUAAGAUGCAGCUUGUAUAAUUGUACUAUUUUUUACUUGGUUAAUGCAUAAAGAUGGACUACAUUUCUCAAUCGUCGAGUUGGAGAACUAAUAUCUACAAAUAUGUAAUUUUGUAUUCAAGGGUUUGGUUAGUUUUGAGUGUAUCAUACAUAUCAAGGACAAAAUUCACACAUUUUUCUGGUUUCUUGACUUUUAUUUGAGCUUGCAUUUUGUUAAAAUGUUUGAAUACAUAAAAAGUUAUUUAAAAAUGUCAAACUGACCAGAUAUCAAAUUUCAUUUUUUUCUUUAAAAACCAUUUGGUGUAAAAACUUAGGAUAGAUUUAGAAAAACAUUUGCUGUUUCCCCAAAAUGUUUUGUUGCUGUCACAUAAAAAUAAUGGAAAAAAAACAGGUCUGCAUAGAUUCUGCAGGCAAUCGGUGGUAAUCUGGUCAAAUGCAUGGUGCAAGCUUGUGACGAUCGUCAAGUCAAAUCUUUAUUGCUCAGAUCUUGUUUGAUGUUUCUUCUUGUUGACAAAAAAACUGCAAAAAAUAAAAAAUAGAUGACAUUACCAUUAUGUAAUCAUCACCAGGUAGAAGAAAGAUAACAAAGGAUGGGCCCUGCACAGAUUCCAGACAGUUCGCUUUAUCAAAAUUUCAUACAACAUUUCACAUGGAAUCACCUACUACAGAGCUGAAGGGUAAUGAAAAGCCAAGCAAUACUCCUUAAAAAAAUUACAAUCUUAAAAGGAAAAAAUAUUGUUCUGUUGGCUCUGUUUAAACCUAGAUGCUCACACAACUUAAUCUAAAAUUAUUAAGGACAGAGUAAUAUCUGCCAUAUACUAACCCGGACGAUGGUAAAAGAUGGUAGGUGCCGGUGGGCAGGUUGUUUCCUACUCAGCCCCACCCUGCUGGGCUUCGGGAGCGGACGUUUUCUCUGCAGAUGGGUCACCUCCUGUCUUGGGCUCCUUAUUUUCUUGGCCAGGUUUUCCACCAGUCUGUUGGCGUCUGCGGCGGUAGUUGAAGUUGCGGCGAUAACGCCGCUGGCGGGGCUGUUGGUUCUGACCACCUUCACCGCUCUGAUUCUCCUUGUCCUCCUCACCGUCCCGCACCGGUCUGGGACGGGGUGGACCCCUGCUGGAAAUAAUAAAACCACUCAGCUAUAGCAACCAACAAAAAAAACACUAAUAUAGAAUUCACUGCAGAGAAAAUAACAGCCACAUAGACAGGAUGCAGCCUCAAGUCAAAAUACAAAUUCUGCAACAAAGAAGUACACGUGGCUCAUUUGGAUGCACAGCUGCGACUGAGGUUUUGCUGCAAAAAGGGAGAGUUUCUCUGGGAAAUUUGUACUUGUUUGUUCUCACCACCCCUGUGAUGUCAAGUGGGAGAGCCAAUACAGAUGGCAUUUGUCAAUCAGGUAAAUUGAAGUCAAAUUAAGAUGUAGAGACUGGGGCUAUCUGGACUGUAAAGAACUUUUACUCUCCAAUUGUUGCAGCCCUGCAUUUAUGAAGCCAACAUGCAAACCUUGGUCUGAACCUUGGUCGGAAGCCUCUGUAGUAGUUUUGUCUCACUGGUUUGUUGCCCUGGUCUGGACCUCCCUGUCCCUCGUCACCCUCACCUCC